AUGCAAACUGUUCAAGCUUGGAGAUUUCAUGCACCCCUGACUCAGCUUUGUAUGCACAAUAAUCAGUGUUCUUCAAAGUUACAGAAAUUUUUGUCUAAGAAGAUCUGGACUAAAGACGAUCGUCAAGAAAUCCUCAACACCAUGGCUGAUCUGUUUCUGUUAGGUGGUGACUGUGUUGAGGAUCUAUGUAUAUGGUUUGGUCCCCUACUGCUGGAGAUUCUGGCCCGAUCGACAGAGUCAAUAUUAUACUCGGGACACCUCCAGCUGAGGCUGCUGAAAAAGAUGGCGGUGGUGAUGUGUAGGGGUUUUCCCAUCAAUGAGCUGCUUGUGAAGUUUGCUAGGGAUUUUGUUCGGCAUUUUAACCCCUUUACCACAAAAGAUACAGACAGUGAAGAACCACCUCCAGAGGCGGACAGGAAUAAUGAGGAAAGUAAAGAGGCUUGUGUGGAUGCGCGUACCCAGAUCUCUGACUUGGACUGGUGUCAUGCCAUGUGGAGCUACAUGAGAUUUCUGCCCGAGUUUGCUACAACAAUUGACCUGACACCUCUAGAGGAUUACUUGUCUUGCACUGAUCCUCUUGUUAAAUGGUACGCUUCACUUGCAUUGAGCAGAUUCCACGCCUUUUCGAGUUCAGAAGAAAAACAGUUUCUAAUCCAGCAUUUUCCUCCAGCAGAGCAAAGCAGGCUUUCUAUGCAUGUGAGCAUGCAGGUAUCUGCCUUAGUGACCAAAUUUAACAGAGCACGGCAAAGAGUGGAGUUGGUGCUUGUGGAUUCUCUCCAGUCAAACACGUUGCACACUAUUCAAGUUGAUGACCUGUGCGCACAUGUGGUCAGUGUAGGAGGUGUCUUAUUGCCGAAAGUGAGGCAGGCAGCAACGGCUCACUCUCAGGAAAAUGUAAAUGUUCAGCCUCCACCAACAGCUUUAGUCUGUAAUCCAGAUCAGUUGCUGCCUAUUGACUAUUCGACCCCAGGACCUUCGGGCCAGCAGGCAAGCAAAUAG
Messenger RNA from Candidula unifasciata, 999 nucleotides. NCBI's taxonomy places the organism in Eukaryota, Metazoa, Mollusca, Gastropoda, Stylommatophora, Geomitridae. The record is from the annotation of a GenBank genome assembly.